AUGUCUACUCCAAAAGCUGAAAAAGAUUUACAUUUACCUCUGUCUAGAGUAAAAACUAUAAUGAAAAGUUCACCAGAGGUGGAUGCUGUUGGACCAGAACCGUUAUAUUUAGUCACAAAAGUAACAGAACUAUUCGUCACAGAUCUUGCAAAAAGAGCUUUUAAAAAUAGUAAAAAUAACUUUCUCGAAUAUAAACACAUUGCUGAAGUGGUCCAAGAAGAUGAUACAUUAGACUUUUUAAGAGAAAUUAUGCCACGUAAAAUUACUGUGCGUCAGUUUAAAGAGUUAAUGGCAAAAAAAGCAGCACGAGGAGAUGAUUCUAAUGAAUCUACCGAAGAAUCCAGUGAAGAAGACAGUAGUGAUGAAAGUUCUAGUAGUAAUAAUCCAGAUGUACAAAGAACA
Messenger RNA from Brenthis ino (lesser marbled fritillary), 402 nucleotides. The record is from the annotation of a GenBank genome assembly. NCBI's taxonomy places the organism in Eukaryota, Metazoa, Arthropoda, Insecta, Lepidoptera, Nymphalidae.